Molecule: messenger RNA, 1066 nt
Organism: Carya illinoinensis
Lineage: Eukaryota; Viridiplantae; Streptophyta; Magnoliopsida; Fagales; Juglandaceae
Product: expansin-like A2
Exons: 5
Coding region: 71-847 (258 amino acids)
Biological process (GO): sexual reproduction
Cellular component (GO): plant-type cell wall; extracellular region; plasmodesma
Source: RefSeq, a predicted model, not a curated record
UCCACACUCAUCUACCAACGUGUAUAUAUAUGUACCUCAACCAUUGCCCUUCCUUGACACUCGUAACAAAAUGGCCGUCUUUAUUUGCUUCCUUUUCUUUCUUAUUUCAUCUGCAACUGCUUGCGAUCGUUGUGUGCACCAAACUAAGGCUGCCUAUUUCAAUAAAGCUUCAGCACUUUCAUCUGGGGCUUGUGGGUAUGGUUCCUUGGCAUUAGGCUUCAACAGUGGACAACUUGCAGCCGGGGUUGCUUCCCUUUACAAGGAUGGAGCUGGUUGUGGAGCAUGUUUCCAGAUACGAUGCAAGAACACAACUCUUUGUACCAGAGAAGGGACUACAGUGAUUUUGACGGAUCUUAAUCACAAUAACCAAACAGACUUUGUUCUCAGCAGCAGAGCUUUCACGGCUAUGGCUCAAAAGGAAAUGAGCCAACAAAUUUUGAAACUAGGGAUCAUUGACGUGGAGUACAAGAGGGUGCCUUGUCAAUACGGGAAUCAGAAUUUGGCCGCGCGAGUGGAAGAAUCAAGCCAAAAACCACAUUACUUGGCAGUCAAAUUUCUGUAUCAAGGUGGUCAGACAGAGAUAGUGGGUGUGGAUGUGGCUCAGGUUGAUUCCUCGAACUGGGGUUUCAUGAGCAGAAAUCAUGGGGCAGUCUGGGACACAAGCAGAGUGCCAUCUGGGGCGCUACAAUUCCGGUUUGUAGUUACAGCUGGGUACGACGGGAAGUCGGUUUGGGCAAAGCAUGUUCUUCCUGCUGACUGGAAGACAGGAGCAAUAUAUGACUCUGGAGUUCAAAUAACUGAUAUUGCACAAGAGGGCUGCUCUCCAUGCGACGAUGGGACCUGGUAAUGAGGGAAAUUGGAACUGCUGGUGUGAAUAUAUUUAGGUCCAGAUUAAUUAGUUUAGAAUCUCAGGAAAUAAGAACACGAAUUGGAGCUUUCAACUGCGUUUAGGAGUUCUGAACUUCAUUUUAGUGGGACAAUUUUGUCACCUUUCACAUAAGAUGUUCUUAAUGCUGUCUAACAUAUUUCAUUCAAUGGUAUAAUAAAAUAUCCGAGAUUCCUUCCA